Messenger RNA from Diaporthe amygdali, 1566 nucleotides. RefSeq names its product hydroxyproline-rich glycoprotein. NCBI's taxonomy places the organism in Eukaryota, Fungi, Ascomycota, Sordariomycetes, Diaporthales, Diaporthaceae. The transcript is spliced from 2 exons. The record is from RefSeq and is a predicted model, not a curated record. Bases 1 to 1566 code for a protein of 521 amino acids.
AUGGACGAAGCAGCAUCCGAGACUGCCCAAGAAGAUGGAGUCCCGGCAUCACCCACUGACCUGCCCAAGGUCAUCACCGUUGCGCCGAAGGGCGACAUCCUCCUAGAUGUGACAUUUGAAACGUCAAAAUCGACUCUCAAGGCAGCCCGCGCCGCCCUGCCCAAGCCUCGCCCAGGACAGCGCGACCCACCCGCCCCUCAGCCGCUGUUGAAGCCCCGGGUUCACCUCGCCUACCGUGUGGAUCUCUCCACGCUCAAGAAGCACUCCAGGUACUUCACCAACCUGCUGACCGACACGCGCUUCCAAGAAGCCCGCGCCAUCGAGUCCAGGUUUCGUGACCUCUCCCUGCGCAAUGAGAAGCCGGCAGACGCCGAGUCCGACCAGCUGCCCCGCGUCGUCAUCAUCGACGAUGACGAGGCCACACGCUCUGCAGGGCGUGAGGACGUCUUCCGGGACCUGCUCCGGAUUCUGCACGGCGGCGGCAUCACCACCAGGCCUGUGACCAUGCUUUAUGUGGCGACCAUGGCCGUCAUGGCGGAUCGUUUCGCCUGCACACCCACCGUCUCGCGCUACCUAGCCACGGGGCUCAAGUUCAAGUGGCCUGCGACGCCCCAGCCCAAGCCGAGUGCGGAGGUGGACGGCAUGACGAGUCUCAGCCUCGCAGGGGAGGAGGUGCUGCGCCAGAAGGUACUGGUAUCGUGGUUGCUUGACCACCCUCUCAAGUUCCAGGCGGCCACGAGGGAGCUGGUCAUCUACGGCUCCCACGGCUGGUCUGCGAUUCACGAUGAGGAAGACGAGGGCGCGGCUUCCGACCCUCUCAAGCAAGCUGAGUCAUCUCGUCGAGACGCCCUAUGGUGGUUUCUACCAAGUGAAUUGGAGGAGGAGCUCCACUACCGCCGGACACUUAUCCUCAGAACCCUGGCCUCUAUCGUAGGGCACUUUCUGCGCCUCUACUCCUCCCGCGUACGGCAGUGCAAGCUCGGGUACGACUCGAGCGCGGCCUGCGACUCGUUCCAGCUGGGCGAGAUGGUCAAGUUCUUCGCGGCCAAGAACCUCCUCUUCCUCGUAAAUUUCUCCCCUUCCUCGCUGGACAACAUCAAGGACUUCGCCGCCGUGGACGUGAGCUCCAUCCUGGCGGCGCUGCGGCAGAGCCCUCACUACCAGAUAGACAAGAACCACACCAACUGCGGGCUCAGGUCCAAGAUCACCCCGAUCCUCGAGUACGUCCAGGUGAUGCUGAGCUCCAACGUCGUCGGCGUGAACCUGCAGGCGUGGAAGAAGGAGCCCAAGGCCGCGACCUGGAUCGCGGCGUCGGGCAGUGACAGCGACAAGGGCAAGCCUGUCCGGAAGAAGGACUUUGUCGUGGGGCCCAGCGGCGAGGGGAGGAGCAAGGUCUUCCGCUUCACGAGGUCCCUCGCCCAGGACCAGCGGCUCAAGUACGAUGGCGCCAUGGCGGCCGACAGGAUGGCCCUGGAACUUUUCAUGGCCGAGGACUGGGACUGGACGCCAGAGGAUGACCUUGGCUCCGGGGGCAGGGAGUUCGCGACGACGAAGUGGCUAAAGUGA